Molecule: messenger RNA, 1946 nt
Organism: Bombus impatiens (common eastern bumble bee)
Lineage: Eukaryota; Metazoa; Arthropoda; Insecta; Hymenoptera; Apidae
Product: alpha-tocopherol transfer protein
Exons: 5
Coding region: 472-1575 (367 amino acids)
Cellular component (GO): membrane
Molecular function (GO): phosphatidylinositol bisphosphate binding
Source: RefSeq, a predicted model, not a curated record
UCUUCUGUAUAUUUUUGUUUUCUCGAAUUCCCAUAAAUGCAUAAACAGCUGUAGUUUAUAAUACCGGUUUACCAACUAUUUUUUGUUUUUUCGUUUAAUAUACGUUUUAAUGUAAAACUAAGGGAAUUAGAUAUUAGAAAUGAGAAUUUGAGGUUGAUGUGACAUUGUAUUAAGCCGAGAAGGACGGAAGGUUGACCAUCUAUCGCUAUUGUUACAAUGUUGAGUCCGACCAUAGAGAAGCAGCUUCAAAGAAGCACGUAGCACGUUGCAACAUUUGUAUGCAAUGACCGUGUCGUCGUGAAAAGGAACGAGCGUCGUGUUUUCCUCCACAGUUUGGUAGUUCCACACUUUGAGUACGGCUAAUGGAAACGUGUACAUUGAAGGAAUAUACACCUGCCUUGCGAAGACUCAAUAAUUGAAUUUACUAAUACAAACUAGUUUCGAACACGAAGCUGAUUGGUUUUUUGUUACAUGUUUACUCGUUUAUGGAUCGACAAAGAUACGAAGGACGUGCCGAAUGGCAGGAUCGGUGUAACCUUGAAGAACGAGCCGAAACCAGGAGCCGAGAGGGAGCUUCUUCUCGAAGAGGAUUCGCCGAAAAACGGCGACAUCGAUGUUGGAAAGUGUUGCAACGAUUCAAACGGUAUGCCGGAAUUCAAGGACGAUCAGAUCCAGUCGAACGACGAGGAGGUUUGUUUGGAUCUUGGAGAACCCUCGCCGGAAGUGAUGGAGUACGCCAGGAGAGAACUUGGAGAGACGGACGACGUUAAGUGUAGGACCCUUCAGGAAUUAAGGGAUAUGAUUUAUGAGAGAGGAGAAUGUCUGCCGCACAGGAUGGACGAUGACUUCUUGAUUAGGUUUCUAAGGACGAGGAAUUUUAACGUUAACAGGGCGCAUAGACUGAUCGUAAACUACUGCACCUUCAAAGAGGAACAUCCGGAGAUCCAUCAAGAUGUGUGUCCACUGGAGAUGAAGCACAUCGGCGAAGACGACGUGAUGUCAGUGCCAGCUUACAGGACGCAGGAUGGCAGGAGAAUAAUGAUCUAUCGACUGGGAAAUUGGGAUCCAAGGAAAUAUGGCGUGGAGGAGAUCUUUAAAGCCACGGUCAUCAUUCUUGAACUCGGAGUUUUGGAGCCGAGAGCGCAAAUCCUUGGCGGCGAUGUAAUUUUUGAUCUGGAGGGCAUCACUAUGGCGCAUGCGUGGACUAUCACUCCUCAGGUGGCCAGUAUGGUGGUAGCUUUGAUAGUGUCAGCGUUCCCAAUGACGACCCACGCUAUACACAUCCUCCAUCAAUCCUGGGUAUUCGACGUGAUGUUCUCGGUAUUUAAGCCACUUCUGGACGUGAAGAUGCAGAAUAAGAUCUUCUUUCACGGUAGCAACAUGGAAAGCCUUCACGAGCACAUCUCACCGUUCCAUUUGCCGAAGAAGUAUGGCGGAACCAGGGAGGAAUUGGCUUACUACAAGUGGAUAGACAACCUCAGCAAAGUCCCUCAAAUCGUCAAAGAGAUGAAGCAAGUCGGCUACAUAGUCCCUGAGGAGAUACAGAAGCAGUUAGACCAAUUGGUCGAGGAUUGAAUUAGGAUGUGCCUCAGGGAUUCCUGCGUUGCCAGUUCAAUAUUAUCUUCCAUUCUUGAUUAACAGUAACUAUGUACGUUUCAUGGUCAUUUAUAGACACGUCGAUUCACAGUUAGGAUUUGGCUUGACUCUUUUUUUUUUAUUUCAUUUACUUUUUUUUUUAUAUCAUCGUUGCUUUAACGCGUUUCUUCCCUGUCAGAGGAUACAUUUUAUUUAGAGUAACUAUCACAUUAGACGCAACUGAAGUAUUGUAUAUUUUAUAAUCGAUAUUCCAUUAUUACGUUCGUUCCACGACUUCCUAUAUUUUUUACUAUUUAGUGGUCACCAAGUACUUCCCGCUAUAGUAUCGAUUAAACGUUUUAGAAAAAUCA